Trifolium pratense (red clover) is the source of this 1650-nucleotide messenger RNA. Its product is annotated as eukaryotic translation initiation factor 5B-like. The coding region runs from base 1 to 1650 and encodes 549 amino acids. NCBI's taxonomy places the organism in Eukaryota, Viridiplantae, Streptophyta, Magnoliopsida, Fabales, Fabaceae. The transcript has 5 exons. The record is from RefSeq and is a predicted model, not a curated record.
AUGUCUGAAUCAUCUCAAACCACAAAAUCUACCCGUUCCACUCGAUCAAAAGGAAAGGCUGAAGCAUCUAAGAUCAUCAAGGAUGCAGUUCCUAUUACCACGGUGCACACUAGCAACAUCAAAGUUCAAUCGAGUGUUGCUGAGAAGAAAGGAAAGGCUAAAUCAGUUGAGAAGAAGAGUAAAACUCCAAGAGUAAGUAAAGCUAUUUCUCCUUCUGUUGUUGAUAAAUCUGGAAAGGAAAGUUCUAAAAAGAAAAGGAGGGAUUAUAAGUCUAAAAUUCCUUAUACCAUGUCUGAGUUAGUUUUUGGGUGUCAAUCUAUUGUUAAAACAUCUGAGAAAACAUCUGAGAUAAUCGAAGGACAUGUUGCUGUGAAUGAAGCUGAUAUCACUUCUGAAAAUAUGCAAGCUGAUGAUACCCAAACAGAGGUUAUUCCUGAUCCUCCUACUAGAUCUUCAACCAUUGCUGAGAUUGUUGCUGAAAAAUCAACUCAAGAAGAUGUUGUGGAGAAAGAUGUUGAGACAACUGUCACAUUAUCUGAUUCAUUUUAUGAAGAGACGGAGUCUGAUGAAGAAAAAGCCACUGAUGCUGAAGAAGAUACUCAGUCUGAUGAAAGCAACCAAACCACUCCUGAUAGUCAAAAUGAACCUGAAAAAUCCUUGGAUGCUGAGAAAGGAAAAGAAGAUGUUGUGGUUGAUGUAGAGACAUAUGAGGCUACUAAGCUUACUGAAAGAGCUACUAGAGGUAUGACAAAGAGCAAGAAGAAAGAAAAUUUGAAGAGGAAGAAAGCAUCUUCAAGUGAUUCAGAGUAUGAUGUUGCAGAAGAUGUUCCAAACAUUACAUCUCCCUUAUCCAAAAUGAAGGCUACUGUGAAGAAGAGGAGACUUGCUGUUGAGAGGGAACUGACAAAAGAUGCCCUCAAAUGUCAAGUCAUCAUUCACCUUAUCAAGCAAGCAGGUCUGUUGAAAACUGUUGCUGACAUUAGUCCAUGCUAUGAACUCCUUGUCAAAGAAUUCCUUGUCAACAUUCCUCAGGAGUGUGAUAAUCCACUGAGCAAGGAUUAUCAAAAGGUGUUUGUUAGAGGUAAAUGUAUCGACUUUUCUCCUACUGUGAUCAAUAAUUAUCUAGGAAGAUCUGUUGAACCUAAGCCUGAACUAGAGGUGGCUAAUGAUGCUGUAAGUACUGAGAUUACUGCUGGCAAGGUCAACGUGUGGCCUAAAAACAAGUUAAUACCCACUAGUAAGCUGAUUGUGAAGUAUGCCAUCCUGAAUAGGAUUGGGUCUACAAACUGGGUAUCAACCAAGCAUGCCACAAAUGUUGCAACAGGUUUGGGUCGUUUUAUUUAUGUUGUAGGAACAAAAGUUGAUUAUAAUUAUGGUACCUAUAUUUUUGAUCAAACUGUUAAGCACAUUAGAUCCACUGCUGUUAAGAUGCCCAUAGCAUUUCCAUCUUUAUUAUGUGGGAUCAUUUUGGAUCAAUACCCUAACAUCAAGAUCAUUACUGAUACUGCUAAGAAAAGGGAAACUGCCUUCACCUUUCAUCACAAGUUGUUUGGAGACCAUAAUGUUGCAGACAUUGUUGGGACAUCUACUGGUGCAGCUAGUCUUAUGACUAGAAUGAAGAUCAUUGCUACUCUAAAGGUUCAAUGUUAG